GCAGUCUCAGGCACACACAAUGACACAACACAAGCAGGGCACAGUCACAGUGUGAGCUGAGCUGAGCUGGGCUUGUGCUUGUGCUUCCGCCUCCUCCUCCGCGGCUACUAAAGGGUGCCAGCCAGCCAGCCCUGUGGGGCGCCGGUGCGUGCCCAAAACAAGCAAGCAUAAGCAUAGAGGUGGGCAUCAUAGACAUGGAGGAUGACGAGGACAUAUGGGCAAACACCGCCAGCAGCCCCAGCGCGUCCCCACCGCAGCCCGUGGCGGCGGGCUCGGUCUCCACCUGCAGCGCCUUCAUCUCCACGCAGCUGAGCCUCAACUCCCGCCUCCACCUCCUCUCCUCCGCCGCGGCCGGGGGCGGGUCCUCCCCGGUCCGCGGCGGCGCCUACGGCGCGGACGGUGUCCGCCACCACCACAUGGCUCUCGGCGGUGGCUUCCGCAAUGCCGCGGCGUCCCAGGGGUCCUUCUUUCCGUACAACCUCGCCGGCGCCGGCGCCGAUGUCGCGCCCUUCGACGGCGGCCGCGGCGUGCUCGAGGACGACAUGUCUGUCGGCGCCGCCGCGUCCGGCACCUGGGCUGGCGGGGGCACCGACCGGCGGAAGAAGCGCAUGAUCAAGAACCGCGAGUCCGCCGCGCGGUCCCGCGCGCGCAAGCAGGCGUACGUCCGCGAGCUGGAGACGAAGGUGCAGCUGCUGCAGCAGGAGAACGAGAGCCUCCGCGUCAAGUACGACGAGCUGCGGGAGUCCGUGGAGGUGGCGGUGCCGAUGGUGAGGAAGACCCUGCAGAGGAUGCCGUCCGCGCCGUUCUGAGGACAUUGACCGGAGAUGAGUCGAAGCAGGUGGUUGCUCGUUUUGUUUGUUUUUUGAGGAGGUGAUUAAGUAAGUGACUGAUUAGUGAGUGGCUGCUGCCUAGUGCUUGGUUACUAGUAGUGGUAGAACUCAGAACUACAUAGAUCCAGGAAGCAAGCAAGCAAAUCCUUCCUGCCAUGGCGGCCUCAAUGUACAUAGAUCCCAUGUUUUUAUUAAUUUCGUCUAGCUGGGGGGGCGUGCACCUGCCAUGGCGGCCUCCUUUAUUUAGCUUUAUAUAAGUAGGAUGUAGGAUGUCUACCAUAUGUGUGUAGCUUGGGAUUAGGCUGCAAGAAGAUAAGCCUGCUUGUACAAAUAUGGCUUCCUGGAACAAUGACAUUUUGGGGGCGCAACGCAAGAAAGAUGAAAGAACAAUCCAGGAAGCAGCAGGUGUUUUCUUCUUCUUCUUCUUUUGCCCCUUCCAUGAUAUUCGCGUGUCAAAGGCUCUCCUAAAGCGAGUAGUAGUCUUUUGG
Messenger RNA from Zea mays, 1318 nucleotides. RefSeq lists its product as uncharacterized. The record is from RefSeq and is marked predicted. Gene Ontology annotation, biological process: positive regulation of DNA-templated transcription. Gene Ontology annotation, cellular component: nucleus. Gene Ontology annotation, molecular function: DNA-binding transcription factor activity. NCBI's taxonomy places the organism in Eukaryota, Viridiplantae, Streptophyta, Magnoliopsida, Poales, Poaceae.